Orussus abietinus is the source of this 1595-nucleotide messenger RNA. RefSeq names its product cuticle protein. The transcript is spliced from 3 exons. The coding region runs from base 34 to 1176 and encodes 380 amino acids. The record is from RefSeq and is a predicted model, not a curated record. Gene Ontology annotation, cellular component: extracellular matrix. Lineage: Eukaryota; Metazoa; Arthropoda; Insecta; Hymenoptera; Orussidae.
AAGCGGAAUAGGAAGGACGCGGAAGAGGAAUCAAUGAAAAAGAGUGCUCGAACGCCGGCGGAGACACGAAAUCCUGGAAGGAGGAGAGGACGAAAUAUAAAAAGGCUUCCCUUUUUACCCAAUAAAUGUGUUGUAGUAACAGCCGAUAAUUUUUUCGUUCUCCUGGUGGCUCUGUUGGCGUCCGCCAAUGCCGGAUUGCUUCCCACGGCGACCUAUGCGGCACCUGCAGUUGCGAAGCUCGCCCCUCAGUUGGCCUACGCUGCCCCCGCAGCUUACGCGGCGCCUGUAGCUUACGCGGCACCUGCAGCUUACGCGGCGCCUACAGCGAUCGCAGCUCCUGCGGCAUAUGCGGCUCAUGCGACUCAUGCGGCUCCUGCAGCUUAUGCAGGUUAUGCAGCUUACGCCGCGCCUGCGGCAUACGCCGCGGCUGUUGCUCCAGUCGCCAAGGUGGCGGAACCUGUACCCCUGGCCAAGACUGACGCCGACUUCGACCCCCACCCUCAGUAUACGUACGCCUACGACGUGCAGGAUUCCAUCACCGGGGACUACAAACAGCAACAGGAAACCAGGGAUGGCGACAACGUGCAGGGUAGCUACUCCCUGAUCGAAGCCGAUGGAUCUCGUCGCACCGUCGACUACACCGCCGAUUCGGUCAACGGAUUCAACGCGGUCGUUCAUCGCGAACCUGCAGCCGUGGCCGUGAAGGCUGCCAUCCCCGCCAUUCCUGCAGCUCCAGCCGUCAUCGCUGCCAAGGCAUCGCCUGUGGCCUAUGCCCCUGCAGCUCCGACUCAGCUCACGUACGCCGCUCCCGCAGCUCCGGCUCACCUCACCUACGCCGCUCCUGCAGCUCCGGCUCGGUUCACCUACGCCGCUCCUGCUGCCCCGGCACAUUUCACCUAUGCUGCCCCUGCAGCUCCGGCGCACUAUUCUUACGCUGCCCCUGCAGCUCCAGCGCAUAUUUCUUACGCUGCCCCUGCAGCCCCGGCGCAUUUUACCUAUGCCGCUCCUGCAGCUCCAGCGCAUUUCUCUUAUGCCGCGCCUGCAGCGCCAGCGCAACUGGCCUACGCUGCCCCUGCAACUCCGGCUCAUUUCUCUUAUGCCGCUCCUGCAGCUCCCGCUCAUCACGUCUCUUAUGCCGCACCUGCCCUCGCUAAGUACGCCCCCCUGUACCAUUAGACUGACUUCGAAGUGGCCGUUGGGAACCGAUCCCGGCGUCCUCGUAUCUACGCUUUUACGAGUUUAUGUGAUUCUUUCUGGCUCGUUAACGAUUCCGUUUUACGAGUCUGCCGGUAGACGCGUCUUUAAGAAUUAGAAGGUCGUUCCGUCACGAGAAUCGAGAUUGGCUCUCGAUUAUGUAAAUAUGGGAAACGCUACCUGCUUUUCAUUGUACCUCCAUUUUCGUACUCCAAUUGUUACCGUAACGACAUAGCGUGUACCAAUAGUUACCAAUCUGCCGUUGCAGCGAUCAUCCGGCUCCCUUGCUCAAGCUUGCCAGUGAUGACAUUCGUAAUAAUAAACGUAUCGUAUUUUGUAAUAUCGAAUUCAAUUUAUUAAGUAGAACAAUAAUCAUCGCGUGCCUUAACUUACUUUACGCA